Messenger RNA from Cladophialophora psammophila CBS 110553, 1623 nucleotides. RefSeq lists its product as uncharacterized. Lineage: Eukaryota; Fungi; Ascomycota; Eurotiomycetes; Chaetothyriales; Herpotrichiellaceae. The transcript has a single exon. The coding region runs from base 1 to 1623 and encodes 540 amino acids. The record is from RefSeq and is a predicted model, not a curated record.
AUGCUCGUGUCGAGUAAUCAGAAAUGCAAAACACCUGCUGACCGGUGCUUCUCCCACCUUAGACAUUCCUUGCUGUGCGUGCGAUGGCGAUUGCCCUUCUGUGUCUCUGCAUUCUUCGAUCUUCCCGAUCGUGGUCAGGAGUGGGAGUUGAACUCGCUUCUGCAAAUUCAAGGGCUGUGGCGCUCCAAAUUAUUGCCGGGCCCAGAAGACAUCGUCGGGGAGCAAGAGCCCAGGACAAAGCGCACGGCCGAGGACAACAGAGCGUCACGCAGAGAUGAGGCGCAGCAGGCGAGUGCCGGAGGCCACGUUGAUCAGCUCGAAGUCUACGAGAUCUCACGUCCCCACCCGGAAUGCAGCAAGGGGUCAUGGGCUCCCGAGGAGAUCAACGGCGGUGACAAUGAUGGUGGAGAGCCAGCGGAGGCCCUCGCCAAUGGCACGGAUUCUCGGGGUGGGCCUGGAACUGGGGCUUUUGCGGAGCAGAUGGGCUUGCAGCAACCCGCACGUGGAGCUGCUCUGUCAGGGUUUACCGAUCCUAUCACGGACGUUGAUGUCCCGCAGAGCGCUGAAGACGAGCAAGCCACCACCGUCCCGCGGGCAGACAGCCUCCCCGCGGUGCUGAGUCCAGGCCCCCCCUUUCUUGCAUCGCGCGGCCGAAUCUCGCGGCCACAGCGGAGCGGAACAAGUCCUCGUCCGGCGAGGGACUCUCUUGUUUCCCGAGCACGCGCCGAGCGUCUGGCCUCGACAGACAGUCGGCGGACUAAGCAUAGCAGCGACCAGAAUCGAAAUGCCCCGGUCCCUUCGAGGGCGUUGAUACCGGCGCCGCGAGCUGCCGCCCCAUCUACGGCCUCCUCGCUGGCAUUGCACAUCCACGCCUGCACGUUCGACGGCCAGGUCUGCUCAAAUACCACGUCGUCUGAAAUCACAAAUUGCGUCCUGUCCCGUACGAUGAGCUACGUGAUUCCCAUCGCCACGGGCGACAAAGAUGUCUCUGUCAGCGACGAGAGAUGCCCAAGCGGAGGAAAGGAUCCCCUCAUGUUUGAACCGCAGGACGGCGUGGCCUCCAGAUUAAUGUACGAUAUAUUUCGAGGGCUCCGUCGCGAACUGCCCAAGAGCUGUAUCGGAUACAUCACGCGUUGCGCAAUGCUCGAGUUUUCUGACACAGACAAUGGGAUAAGGGAUCUCCUUGGGGGGGUCCCAGAUCAGGAUCUUGAUUCUCCAGGGGAAGACCCCGCAAAUGGCGGCCCACUGGUGACGGUAAAAGAUUUUGACGAGCUGCUGUGCCGGGCCAAUCGAGCUCGUCGAUUUUGGCACCAAGAACGUGGUGCCACGGGGGAAAUGGUCUGUGUUCUUGCCGUCGACGUGAGGUGGAAAUCAAGAGCACGGCCUCUCAUCACUGGCCGCUCGAAGGUGUCAUUCAUUGACGCUGUGGGAGUCUCGCCCGGGGGCGUGUGCGGAAGCGGCCUGGAUGGCUUGCCACGUCCCAGUGGACGCAAGCUCGCUUCCCUUCUCGGCGAAAUAGCCGUUGCUGAGCCGGGGGCCGUGGUCGAAUACAGCCAAAACAAGGUCUGUUUCCCUCUGACGCCCCCUCUCUUCGUCGCGUGGCCGUCCGCUCACAAAGCAUAG